This is a messenger RNA of Kalmanozyma brasiliensis GHG001, 1575 nucleotides long. Its product is annotated as WD40 repeat. Gene Ontology annotation, molecular function: protein binding. The record is from RefSeq and is a predicted model, not a curated record. The transcript has 2 exons. The coding region runs from base 1 to 1575 and encodes 524 amino acids. NCBI's taxonomy places the organism in Eukaryota, Fungi, Basidiomycota, Ustilaginomycetes, Ustilaginales.
AUGUCGAAACGCCCUUCUUCCCCCUCGUUGGAGGGCAAGGCGGCCACCACCUCGGCCCCUUCCCAACUCAACCGCGUCAAGGAUGCCGACGGCGAUGACGACAUGGGCGAGUUCGAAGACCAGUUCGAAGACGAGUACGACGAGGAAGAUGUCAACGCUGUCAUCGCCGCUCGCGACUCCGAUGAUUCCGAUGACGACGCCGAGACCAUGGAGGUCGACGGCGUCAAAGUGGACGGCAAGAUCCAGCGCCCCGACGAAGACGACGCCGAAGCUGCCGAGCCAGAAGAGCAGGUCUACAUCCCUGGUGUCAACAAGCUCGAAGAAGGCCAAACGCUCGAAGCCGACCAGAGCGCGUACGAGAUGCUCCACCGUCUCAACGUCACAUGGCCGUGUCUCUCGUUUGACCAUCUCAAGGAUCACCUCGGAAACGAUCGACAGAGCUACCCGCACACAUCUUACAUGGUUGCUGGCACUCAGGCGGACACCGCCUCGCGCAACGAGAUCUACGUCAUGAAGGCUAGCCAGCUGCACAAGACCCAGAACGACGAUGGCCUCUCUGACGAUGAGGAUGAUGACGAGAACGACCUGGACGACGACGCAAUCCUGGAAUACAAAUCCAUCCCCGUCACCGGCGGGAUCAACCGCAUCCGCGCGGCACCCACCUCCACCCCACUAUCCGACCUCGAACCCUGCUUGGACCCAUACCCCGUUGCUGCGUGGUCGGAACUCGGCGAUGUCAAGAUCUUCGACGUGCGACCUCUUCUCAACGCGCUCGACCGACCUGGCACAUCCUACGACUCGCGUCGCGUCAACACGCCGCUGCACACCAUCAAAGCCCACGCGGGUGUCGAGGGCUACGCGAUGGACUGGGCGGGCGUCGUCAACGGCGGCUCGUCCUCCAAUCGUGCCUCCUCGCUCCGCUUGCUGACGGGUGACAUCCACAGCAAGAUCUUCCUCACCACCGCGGGCAAUGCUGGGUUCACGACCAACCCUACGCCGUUCACAUCGCACACGUCGAGCGUCGAAGACCUGCAGUGGUCGCCCAAGGAACCGACCGUGUUCGCGUCGUGUUCCGCGGAUCGUUCGAUUCGGGUGUGGGAUGUGAGGGUGAAGAACCGUCGGAGUGUCAUCUCUGUUGACGGGGCGCAUAGUCAGGAUGUCAACGUCAUCUCGUGGAAUCGGGGCACCGACUACCUUCUCGUCUCGGGUGGUGAUGAAGGAGGACUCAAGGUGUGGGACCUUCGACACUUCAAACCCAACUCGUCCGCCCCGGUGCCCGUCGCGCACUUCGACUGGCACAAAGCUCCCAUUAGCUCGGUCGAAUGGCAUCCAACCGAGGACAGCAUCUUCGCCGCCAGCGGUCGCGACGAUCAAGUGACGCUCUGGGACCUCUCGGUCGAACAGGAUGACGAGGAGACCGCCCAGGCAGGUCUCAAGGAUGUCCCACCCCAAUUGUUGUUCUGCCACCACGGUUUGACGGAUUGCAAGGAACUCCACUGGCACCCGCAGGUUCCCGGCAUGCUCGCUACUACCAGUUUGGACGGCUUCAACAUCUUCAAGACCAUCUCUGUUUGA